CAAAGCAUGCUGGACCACAGUUCAACGCCCAAAAUGGCAGCACAACUGAAAAGUUUAGCCUAUUAUGUUCGACUUUGUCUUCUUUAUAGACUAUUUAUUUAGCUGUUUUAGCGGCACUGAAGCGUACUGUUUUCAUAUUGGUUGGACGCAGGCAUUUUCUAAUGCUUGCGGAAUAAGGCAAACAUCACUAUGGUGCUUUGAUAGCAGCUAAAUUCAAAGCAUCACUUCACCAAUGCUUGGCUAAGCUAAAGUGGGCUAGCAGGCUAACUACCGUCAGAUGAGUGUUAUCUCCAUGCUAAACUGAAUAUGAAGAAGAGUACCCUUCCAUAGAAAUGGAGGAUGAUGUGAAAAAAGUGAAAAAGCCUGGUAUCGUGUCCCCGUUCAAGCGAGUCUUCCUGAAAGGAGAGAAGGGGAGGGACAAGAAGGCCCAAGAGAAGGCCACCGAGCGCAGGGCCCUCCACACCUUCUCACUCUCUCAGCCCGACCACCGCAUCGAUCCUGACAUCCUGCUUAAUGACUACAUUGAGAAGGAAGUCAAAUACUUGGGGCAGCUGACAUCAGUUCCAGGAUACUUGAACCCAUCAAGUAGGACAGAGGUCCUGCAGCUCAUUGACAAUGCAAGAAAGUCCCAUCAGCUGGCAGGCCAGCUGACAUCAGAGCAGGAUGCUGUGGUGAGCUUGUCAGCAUACAACAUAAAGCUCGUGUGGCGUGAUAGAGAGGACAUCAUCCUGAGAGUGCCCAUACACGACAUUGCUGCUGUGUCCUACAUCAGGGAUGACUCGUUGCACCUGGUGGUGAUCAAAACAGCCCAGGAGUCCGGAGGAUCUCCCUGUCCCAGCUCAUGCCCAGAUCUUAACAAAUCUCAGACCCUCAGCUCCCUGUCAGAGAGCGGAGCUGUGCUUGUAGAAGUCUGCUGUCUGCUGGUGCUCGCCGUUGAAAAUAAGGCUGCUGCAGAGGAGCUUUGUCUUUUGCUCAGCCAGGUCUUUCAGAUUGUUUAUACAGAAUCAACCAUCGACUUCUUGGACAGAGCCAUUUUUGAUGGAGCAACUACACCUACAAGACACCAUUCGCUAUACAGUGAUGACUCCUCAAGUAAAGUUGAUGUUAAGGAGGCCUUCGAAGCGGAAGCCAGCACAUUUCCUUUCCAGGGUUCGAUAGAGGCAGAAGGAAACUCUCCAACAGCUUCCACCCCAGCAUCACCUCAGAUGAAGACAGCGAGUGAAGGAGAGCUCAGUACCACUGCUGCAGAGCUGCUGCAGGACUACAUGACCACACUUCGGACAAAACUGUCAUCACAGGAGAUCCAGCAGUUUGCUACCCUGCUCCAUGAAUAUCGGAACGGUGCCUCCAUCCAUGAGUUCUGCAUAAACCUGCGACAGCUCUACGGGGACAGCAGGAAGUUCCUUCUACUUGGCUUGCGUCCCUUCAUACCAGAGAAGGACAGCCAGCACUUUGAGAAUUUUCUCGAGACCAUUGGUGUCAAAGACGGUCGAGGAAUCAUCACAGACAGCUUUGGCCGCUAUCGGCGUACAGCCAGCUGUGCCUCUGAUUCCACCACCAACGGCAAUGGAGCAGCAGGUGGAAGUGGCGACAGCACGGCCUCAGACGAGGGCCAGGAGGCCUCUGAAGGAGACGAAUGGGACCGUAUGAUAACCAAUAUCAGUAAUGACAUUGAAGCUCUUGGCUGCAGUAUGGACCAGGAGGGAGUGAUGCCCUGAUAUGGUGAACAAAGCUUUUAUUUUUUUGUUGUUUUUUUUGCAAGAGCUGACAGCCAAAUGAACAGAAGGCAUGAGCUAAAUGGAUCAGAUGAAGGUGGUCUUUGGCACUGACCCUAAGAUUUAGUUAAUAGUAUUUUCCUCUAAUUGUCAAGAGGAUGCUUCAUAGUCCUCAUGCACUCAAAGAAAAUCUCAACCUAGUACCAUAAAAACAUGAAGUCAGCAUUUGCACUUACUGUAUGGGUGACAUGCAGUUAGUUGGCUAGUUUGCAUUCAGAGGGAUUUAUAGCCUCUGAUAUAUUUUUAACAUUUCUUUGAUUUUGUACUCAUUAUUGGCAGUAUCUGCCACUGGUGUCAGCAAUGUAGCAAAAAAUCUCCAGUCUUUGAGAACAUUUCUGUUUUGAACAGCCUUAAAGACUAUAAUCCACCAGAGGACCGUACAUGUUUUAGAAGGUUCAAUCUGAGGCUGUGCUGGUUUGUGUUUUGUAUUAUUUUAGGUCAGUCAGCUUCAUCCACCAGAAGUUUGGAUUUCCCCAUUUAUUUCCCGCUUGUCCUGAGAGUGUAACAUUUUGCUAUAUAUUUUAUUUUUCAGUAUGAUUUGUGUACCACUUCUGAUUUCUUAUCAGUGUUUACUCAUCUGUAUAAUUUUGCCUUAUUCAAACUGACCAACAAGAUGCUGUAAAAACAUUCUCAUUCAAGAAAUUGAGUGGGGACUGUAUCUGACAAAGCCAGUUCGUUUAUGGCUGAUGUAAGUUGAUUUUAGCUAUUUGUACUUUUCAUGCAGGUCAUCUUAUUAUGUUUUAUAUUUAUGUUUAUACAUACUGCAGUACUGCUGCCAGCUGUCUGUCAGACCCAGACAGGUAAUUACAAACUGUAACUACAGUUGUUGAGCAAAUCAUAGUUAUUAAAUAACAGCUACAUUA
Messenger RNA from Monopterus albus (swamp eel), 2638 nucleotides. RefSeq names its product CCM2 scaffold protein (gene ccm2). Bases 333 to 1718 code for a protein of 461 amino acids. Gene Ontology annotation, biological process: heart development; vasculogenesis. The transcript is spliced from 10 exons. Lineage: Eukaryota; Metazoa; Chordata; Actinopteri; Synbranchiformes; Synbranchidae. The record is from RefSeq and is a predicted model, not a curated record.